GUUAGGAUUCAUGCACAUUAAAAAAAACCCUUCGAGCCAAUAUCAGGGUACUGAAGAACAAAGGCCCCAAAGAGGUGUGUCUCAUCAAGGAGGCAACGGAGCCCCACCCCAGCUGUCUGCUCAUAUUUAAUGUUUGAGCUUCAUUUUUCAGACACUGACGGCACCAGAACGUUCCCAAGACUGCAUCAAGACUGGGAUUUAGCAAGAAUAGCAAUGGGUACCUGUCUCCAGCUCCAUAGCUGCAUCCCUUUCCUUCUGGUGGGAUUGGCGUUCUUCAUGAAAGGUGCCCUGACACUAGAAUGCUACAGUUGUGUGGACCGAGGGGAUGGAGGCUGCAGCACAGAGAACAUAAAGAAAGUGAAGUGCCCAUCGUCCACCCAUGUCUGUGUGGAAACCGUGGCAGCUGUGGAGUGGAGUCAUGGGAAGUUCUCAGUUGGGGAGAAAGGCUGCGGCUUGGGCAUGGCAGGCACCAACGACAAAGCAGUAGCCGUCCAUGGCAUCUAUGCCUUCUCCCAGUUACACCAGUGCAACAAAAGCCGCUGCAACAACAAACUGGACAUCAAAAAACUGGAACUGCAACCCAUGGAUAAUGUGACUGCCAGAGUUCCCAAUGAUGUGGAGUGUUACAGCUGCCUCGGCGAUGACUGCUCAAUUAACAAUUCAACCAUAGUCAAGUGCUACAACUCUUACCAGGGUUGCUUCCACGGCAAUGUCACAAUGAAAGCAGGAAACUUCUCAUUGACCAAACCUAUCAAAGGCUGUGUGGAGGAUGAGGACUGUACUAAGGUAUCCAAAGGAAGCCACGCCAUCACUCUUGUGGGUUCCUGUUGUUCUGGAAGCCUCUGCAAUGUGGAUCUCUCCAACAAAACACACUUUGCUGCCAAGAUCCCACGGCUAGAGUUCCUUCCUGGGCCUGACUCCAAUGCUAAUGCAACCACUUCUGCAAGUACUCAUGCCAACAUACCAGCCUCUUCCACUAUCAACAAGCUAUCCCGAUCUGUUACUUUGAGCCCAUCACUGUCCAGCCAUCCUGACCAUGACCACGACCACGACCAUGAGCAUGAUCAUGGUGAUGAAGAAUUCACCUCAGUGAGAAACGGAGACAUUGCCACGGCUGUGAAAGUUGAAGAAAGACACAACCAACAAGAUCAGGGCACGAAAGGGGGUGCGAAAGGGGGUGCAGUGGGUUUGGGGGGAUCAGUCUUGAUGGUCUUGUUGUUGGUUGGUUUGUUCAUAUGAAGAGGCCUUGGCCUACCUAUCUUUGGCAUCUUGUUUUGAACUGAACAUGAUGCAUUUGAUCCUAUCAAUGAUAAAUGCCCUUUCACUGAUCACAUGAACACUCAUACCUUUUGCAUAGCAGAAGGCUGUUCUCACUUGUGCACUUCUCUAUGCCUUGAUUUCCUGCAGCCAUGUUGUAGAACAUGACAAAGACUGUCUAGAAUGAGCCAGCAUCCUACAGGGCAAAGAUUUGUAUUAUGUUGUUGCUAUGUUUAUAUGUCUCAAAAAUCUGUUCUGCUCUUAUGAAACCAUUUUUCUUCUGUG
Messenger RNA from Anolis sagrei ordinatus, 1542 nucleotides. Lineage: Eukaryota; Metazoa; Chordata; Lepidosauria; Squamata; Anolidae. The record is from RefSeq and is a predicted model, not a curated record.